Messenger RNA from Trametes versicolor FP-101664 SS1, 1992 nucleotides. RefSeq names its product MT-A70-domain-containing protein. Gene Ontology annotation, cellular component: RNA N6-methyladenosine methyltransferase complex; nucleus. Gene Ontology annotation, molecular function: methyltransferase activity; mRNA binding. NCBI's taxonomy places the organism in Eukaryota, Fungi, Basidiomycota, Agaricomycetes, Polyporales, Polyporaceae. The transcript has 5 exons. The record is from RefSeq and is a predicted model, not a curated record. The coding region runs from base 1 to 1992 and encodes 663 amino acids.
AUGAGUGUAACUACCACGGAAUGUCUUGCGUCCGCGAACGAGCUGCUCGCUUCGCACAACGCGCUCGUGUCGCGUAUACGAAACGCCCAGCGCGGGUACAGAAGACAACUCAAAUCUCUCCCCUCACCACCUGAGGAGGUCCUGAAGCUUCCUCUACUGCCCACGCCGCCGCGCUCACCAUCCCCAUCGCCACCCUCCUCGCCUCUCAUCUCGCCGGCGCCGAAACCACCUCGCCCGGAUCUCCCGCCGGCGAAACGCGCACGCGUGUCGCGGUAUAGCAACUACGUGCCAGAAGAGGAGACCAUACGGAACGACUACUCUCAGCGGUAUGUGGACGGAGGAGAGUGGCCACAGAACUGGGUGCUGGGCGCGGAGCCCGAGCAUCGUUUCGAAGAGUAUCCCAAACAGCAGCGUCUGCUGACUCUGAAGAAGGCUGCCGUCGCAGAACAUGCCCUACCCCCAACUUUCCUUCCCUACUCCGAGCUUUCCACACUACAUCCCACGAAGUUUGACGUCAUCCUUAUCGACCCUCCCUUCUCAUCAUCCUUCUCCUGGGACGAACUGCAGAACCUUCCUAUUCCCGCUCUCGCGGCGGACCCUUCAUUCGUGUUGAUGUGGGUAGGCAGUGGCUCCGGAGACGGCCUUGAGCGUGGACGAGAGGUCAUGGCGAAAUGGGGCUUCCGAAGAUGCGAAGAUAUCGUGUGGGUGAAGACGAACAAGACCACGAACAGCGGUCCAGGGACCGACCCACCAACCACUUCACUGCUCACCCGUACCAAGCAGCACUGUCUGAUGGGCAUUCGCGGCACCGUCCGUCGUUCGACCGAUAGCUGGUUCGUGCAUUGUAACGUUGAUACGGACGUACUCAUAUGGGAGGGCGACGAAUCCGACCCAACACUCAAGCCGCCAGAGAUGCAUACACUCAUCGAGAACUUCUGCCUUGGCCUGCGCCGCCUUGAGAUAUUCGGACGUGCGCGUACCGCGCGCCGCGGCUGGGUUACCGUUCUUUCCGAGGGCGAAGAGGACCGCAUCGAAGAGGGCAUGUCUCUCGACGACGACGGUGCGACGGACGCCGCGGGAGAGGGCGCGAUGCGCUGGGACAGAGAGCGCUGGGAGGCACGCGUGAAGGAAGUCGCGGGCGGUGGGAAGCCCGUCGUUCCGGUAACCCCAGAAAUCGAUGCUCUCAGGCCUAAGUCACCCGUCCGCGGCGGCUCCUCCAACCACAACAACGGCAUGCACUCCACGCCCAACUCAAACGGCGGCUCCAUGGCCACGCCCAUGAUGGGCAUGGGCGGCGGCAAUAACCACCGCAACGGCGGCGGCGGCAACGGCGGAGGCGGCGGCGGCGGCUUCGCAAACCAGAAUCGCAUGAUGGGCCCGCCGCAGAUGGUGCCGAUGAACGGCAUGAGCCCAGACAUGGGCGGCAUGGGCAUGAUGGGCGGCGGCGGGUGGGGCCAGGAGAUGGGCAUGCCCGGACUCGGGCUCAACGUCCCCAUGAGCAUGAUGGGCAUGGCGCAGCAGGGCAUGCCGUUCGGCGGGGGCCAGGGGCGCUUUGGGGGCGGGUUCGACGGGGGGAUGGGCAGUGGGGGCAUGGGGCGUGGGGGGCAUGCUCAUGGGGGACAUGGGGGGAUGGGCGGUGCGGGCGGCGGCGGGAUGGGGUGGAUGGCGGGCGGGGAGGGUCAGUAUAUGGACGGGUCUGGCGCGGGCAUGUGGGACGGCGGGAUGGGCGAAGGUAUGAUGGGCAUGAACGGGAUGGGCAACAUGGGCGGGAUGGGCCAGGGGAUGGGCGGAAUGAACGGCAUGGGAGGUAUGAGUGGUAUGAACGGCAUGAACGGCAUGGGCCAGGGAAUGGCUCAAGGUAUGGGCCAGGGCAUGGGCCAGAACCUGGGUUCGAUUCGUAUGGGCAUGAACUCGGCGAUGGGCCAGAACAUGAUGGGCAUGAGCAUGGGCCAGUGGGGCGGCGAGGGGUACGAGGGCGGGUUCGGUGGUUGA